UCGGUGCUACUGCUCGCUGGUAAAUACGGACUACGCGUGUUUCUCCUCUGGCGAGUCUCCUCUAGAAUCCGGUGUAGAAACGGUGGGGCUCGUGUGACUGGCGCACUCGCCAUGGAUUUUAAAUGAUAGUCCCUGUGCUGAGGGCGUCGGGGGUCCACGGUGGCCGGGAUUUGUUCGGGGAAAUCCUGCGGAACGCGGCUCUGCGCGGACGUGUGGACCGAUGUUGUAACGAACGGCCAAAAUGGAAGCGCAAAGUGUUCACAGCAGCACCAGUGAUAUAAAUAGUGAGGACACGGCGAAAAGCGAACCCACGAUAAUACCACGGAAAAAGAGGAUAUGCCUCGUUGGUGCAGCGGGAGAGGACCCUACUCUGGGGGCUGCUGCCCAAGAAUUCAAUGUGCCUGUUUUAAAGUCCGAAACAGGUUUGGAAUAUACCGAGGAUACGUCAUAUUGUACCUAUUUUAUCCUGAAGAAGUUCGAAGGACUAGAAUAUGAUGCAUUGUACAAAAAUAGUAAGGUACACAGAAUUUUGGGACCAACGGCACUUCUGCAACUGGCAGAAAGAAAAGAAUCGCUGCCCAGCAUUACUCGCCCCAUGUACACGCAGGCCAUGUUAGGAAUAAUAAUAGUAUUCACGGGUUUCAAAGAAAAACGAAAAGAGAAAAGUCAAUUGAAUAAAAUUAUCAACAUGGUCCACUACAUGGGUGGCAGCAUACGUAGGGAUAUGGAAUCAAAAGUCACUCAUCUGAUCGCACGUUACUGUCGUGGCGAAAAGUACCAGUAUGCGGUCACGUUUAGGGUUCCUGUCAUGUCCGUAGACUGGAUAUCUGCCCUUUGGGAUGCCAGAAAUGAUGUUUCCGUUCAUGGAAAUAACGAGGACCUGAUCGCGGCUUUCAAGCUGAAGCCAUUUUUUGGCGCAAAAGUCUGUUUCUUCGGAUUCCCAGAGGAAGAAAAAAAACAUAUGUGCGAGGUGCUUCAGCAACAAGGUGGCGAGCCGACAGAAAUUGACGAUCCCGAGUGCACACACGUGGUAACUGGCUACGGAGACUGGCGCAGCAAGCUGCCGGACAAAGGAAACGCUAUGCAGUUAGAUUUAAACCUCUUCCUUGGUUCGAAUCGCUCUCCAUUUCACCCACUUCGUCCGCUUCGUUCCAAAUCCUUUGCGUUCGCCUACUACGAUCCUUACACCAACACCAUUCCGAAUCCAUCGGGCCCGGACUUGAAGGAUAUCACAACUCUACCAAUUACCAAGUUUUCAAACUUUAACCGCAAACGUAGCAACGGAUCAUUGUCCCCGUACAGCACCUCUGUAUUGCCAGCGUAUAACGAGCAAACGGUGCACGAAUCGAGCAGCGUUGUCGUUAGGAAUGCGAGCAACGAUUCCGCAAUUUUCAUGGACUACACAUCCAGUGACUCGCAAAGUCUCCCCGAAGAAUCGGGUGCCGUCAUUGAUGAUUUCUCCACGCAGUCCGAUUCGGGCAUUGAUUUCCCCUCGUUGACAAGAGUCUCUAAGGAAACAACUUCCAUCGCUUUCAAGAGCUCUCGUCGGCUCGAUUUUCCUAUUUCUUUAAUGGCGGUGAACGUAAGCUCGACAAGAUCUUCGCCGGAGACUCAGACUCCUGGUUCCAAAAUGGAAGUAGAUCCCGAAACCGUGACUCUGUCUUCGGACGACCUCGGAAGCAGGAACCUAGGGAAUAAUAUCCCACAAAUUGUAGAUUCGCCUUUGCCAGGAGCCCAACAAAUCGAGCAGCCUCUUUACUUGGGCUGCUUGGAAAAGCUUAAACCGGAGAAAUUAAUCUCUUCCAAAAAGAUUCACACUCCCCGGAAGUACAUCAAGUGGCGGAGGACCAAGUCCUGCAACACCGUCCCCAAGGUCGUUGUCCCGGAUCGCUCGAGGUUCAUUAAGAUCUAUUCGCAUCCGAAUUUGACGAGGAGACGCGACUCCCAGCUGAGCGACUCCCUUCUAAUCGAGUCGCCCGUUUCGGGGAAAAAGACCAGGGGGUUUUUAAACGGGUUUCACUUUAGCGGGUCCGUACUCUCCAGGCUCGGUGAGAUUAAUCUCGUCCCUACUUUUAAGCAAUACAUGCAGGUCACGCCACGCCGUAAGGUUCGCGAGGAAUCGUUGCCCAGACAGAAGUACACGCCCUUGUCUAGUCCUCUUCCCAUCCCGGCAAAACUCGCAAGGCUGGCCAACUCCGAGUGCGAUGCGAGGUGUCCCAUCAGCCCUAACACCAGAACCUUCGAUCUGCUCCCUUCCUCGGUUCCUGUUCAGACUUCGCUUCAGACUUCGGAAACAGAUCGGACCAAGAAGCGGGAGAAUAAGCACUUAGUAGUGGUAGUGGACGAAUCCAAUGUUAACUGUCGGCCUGAUUUGACUUCUGCUGGAGCGUACAUCGUCAAGGCAGAAUGGUUUUGGACGUCGGUGCAAAACGAAGGUGCUGCCAAUGAAAAGGAAUAUCUUUUUGACGACUAUUUGGAAUCAGUUUUAUCACCGACCGCAUCGGCGAGGAGGGACAGUCAACCUGCGGGAACACCAAGUAGUGCCUCUACGAGACGAAAACGCAAACGGCUGACGGAUACCUUGUCGAGUUUGGUACAAAAUGGCGCGGAUUCGCCUGCCGUCCACAAACGGCGGUCCAGCAUCAGCGAUGCUGGUCACCUUAGUGUUAAUGGAAGUUUUUUAGACUGCACGGCGAGUCCGGACAAGCAGUUGCUCGACGAUAUUCCAGAGGUCGAAGCCGUUAGCACAGAGUCCGCCAGGAAAAAUCUCUCCCCCCGGCAUCAAGUCUUCCUCGAAUUGGUGCAAACGGAGUCAAAUUAUGUGGGAAUUCUGAGCACUAUCAUGAUGUUGUUCAAGUCCCCUCUAGAGGAACUGAUAGAAACUAGUGCCGAGUUACUGAACAGUACGGAAGCAAAGAUAAUCUUCGGUAACUUCCCGCCGAUUUACGAGGUUCAUAAGAAGAUGCUGGAAGAGUUGCGAUACAGCGCCGCUCAUUGGACGGAAGACGUUAGUAUAGGUAACAUCUUCCUGAAGUACGCGCCCGAUCUGGUGAAGGCGUACCCACCCUAUGUAAAUUUCUUCGAGAACACGAAAGAAAUGUUGGAUCAGUGUGACCAAAACAAGCCGCGAUUCCAUGCCUUUUUGAAAAUCUGCCAGACCAAACCCGAAUGCGGCAGACAAAGUUUGAAGGAGUUGUUGAUAAAACCGGUGCAGAGGCUGCCCAGUAUUAGCUUAUUACUAAACGAUAUACUUAAGCAUACGAAUAAGAACAAUCCGGACCAUAGUGCUCUGGAACUGUCUAUUAGUAGUAUUAAAGAAGUUAUGACCUACAUCAAUGAAGACAAAAGAAAGACCGAGGGUCAGCUAGUGAUGUUUGACAUCUUCAACGAGAUCGACAAUUGUCCACCGCACUUGGUCUCCUCGCACCGGUCCUUCAUCGGUAAAUGCGAGGUCGCGCAGGUCGGCGAAGGCUUGAGUGGUCGGGGCGACCCCUUAGUGCUAUUUUUAUUUACCGACACCCUGGAGAUUUGUAAGAAACGGUCGAAGUUUAAUUCUCACAAAAGUCCAAACACGGCGAAUGGUCUGCAUUCGGUUAAGAUGAGUCAGGUCAAGCCGUACAAGCAUGUGAGGAUGUUGCCACUUAGUAACAUCAAGAAGGUUGUGGACAUUCGAGAAACUGAUGAAUGUCCAAAAGUCUUCGCUCUGAUGGUACGGAGCAACCAGGAAUUGAAGGAGAAGCUGUUCGCGUUCACCAUUACGGAUGAGGACGUGAAUAAGACGAAUUACCUGCGGACUUUGUGCAGGCAAAUGGCUAACAGUGUCUGCAAAGCUGAUGCGGACACCUUCCUGAUCACAUUGGAUCAGCAUCAGCUGGAAAUUGACACAAGCGAUUUAACGUUAGGGACGUUAAGCAAAGCAUUUAGGAACUUAUUCCAUAAUUUUCUUCUGGAGUAUAUGGAUCCGUAUGUGUUCCUACUCAGUAGCAUGUGUGAAACUACAUUACAUGUCCCUCUACCAUUCGCGUCCCGUACCCGGAUGAAGGUUGGUCGAGCGUUUAGCUUCAACAAGACCCCCAGCAAGCUGAAGCGAGCGAUGUCGACGAUGAUGUCGCCGUUCGGAUCGACUAACAGCCUCACGCCGGCGGGACAGCAGCUCGCCCAGAUGCGGCUAGCUAGCUGCAACAAUAUUAACGAGCUGGGCAAUGGUGGUGCAGGCCCACCGUCUAGAGACGACGUUCUCGUGGCGCCUAUGUCGGUCCAGCCGACUCGGAAGGCUAAAUGCAACUCGCUGAGUAUGGCCUCGCUAAGAAGAAACUGUUCGGAGGAGGCCGUUCAGGACAAGUCCGAACUCUAAGGCUUGGAGAGCGCGAAUCGCGCAGCCCUUGGCGUAACUUUUGUCGCCCUCGACUCCGGCAGAGGUUCUCGCCUUGAAUGGGAGAGUUCUUGUCGAUGACAUUUGCCUCCCCCCGAACCGGUGAGUCGCAGAGGGAGAGAGCCCCUUGGGAGGAAAUCCCGGUCGAUUCGCGAGCUCUGUCGCCAUGUCCAUCCGGAUGGAGCAUCCGACGAAAGAACCUCCGAGACAUUCGCUGAGCCUUCUAGGACGUAAUCGCUACACGUCGUCAUUGUAACCCGCCUCGCGAUUCGGACUUUCGCCUUAAGAACUCUCCGUGAUGGACUUGACGCUAACUUGUAACGUUCGGCGCUUAGAAUUACAUUAUUUAUUUGGCUGUGCACCUUCGGCGAUGUUCAACGUCCAGGAUUUUUUUUUUUUAUUAUACGUACGAGACGCAUGAGAGUCGGUUGAUGACAACUAGAUUUCAGUAUAUGUAUGCGUUGGCGGUCUUUGUCUCAAAUUAUGCGUUAAGUCCGCUGUGGAUCUUAAUUUCACGAGAGUCCUCUUCGUUCGGUCGAAUGUCGCGACAAUCUAUCCUUGGUAUCCAACGGAGGCACUCGGAACAUCUUGGCAAAAACGCGGUAUCUCGUUGAGAAUUGUCGUAUCUCCCGUGAGGGGAAGUAUCUUAAUUUUGUGUUACUUUAAAAGAAAAAGAAAAAAAGAGAACAAAAAAAUACACCUUUGAGUUUAUUGUUUCCGUCGAGGAGAGAGGAAGGACAGUCGCGAGUUGUAUUUGUUCGACGUGGCCGUCAGUUUUGAUUCGGUCGAAUGUAAUGAUACUUUGUUAGUAUUCUUUCUAUCUUGCCGGCGACCCGAAGUGUCCUCCGUUGUUACUGCGGAUUAUUGUGUAUGCGAUUAACGAUUUCUUCUUCUUCGUUCUUUUUUUUCUUCGGUGCCAAAUAUCGGUUUUUUUUUUCUUUUUUUCGGUGGUCGCUCUUGUUGCACGCAGUCGUGCCUUUUAAAAAUACACAUCUAUCAAUGGCGAUACCAAUCGCCGCGAAAAGGAUUCAUCAUUACUGAAUUGGCAUUUAUAUGUACGAUCUGAUCGAAAGAGGGAAUCGCGCAGACCGCGUCUCGAAGCUCGUGACUAAUAUGUAUGCUCGUCAGAUUUUUACAUUUUGGUUUUAAUUUUAACCGACGAUUUUGGGGAGCUCCGGCACUCCCGAUAUUCUUUGAUUUCCUAUUUUAAACACGAGUGUUAACGUCGAUGGCGUUUGCGCGAACGAGCCUCGCCACCUUUUAAAGUCUACCUUACUAUAUAUGGCAGGAUAUAGUUCCCCGUUUUUCUUCCCAAGAUAUUCGUAAUUUGGAAAAUCGUUUCGUUGUGGCGCCGCGCAAAUGUGGGACCACGUGGAAAACCUAACUUCCCUGAUUUCGUUCCGUUCCCCUUCGUGCUUUCCGUUUCUUUUCGCCUAUACAGCGACCCUAGUACGCAGAAUAGGGAGAGAAUAAGCAAGAAAGUGCGGAGGGAAAGAACCACCAAGUACAGACUUGCUUCCAUGUAGCCACUUUGCUCGGUACUAUUUUCUUACGUACAGAGAGAUGUGCGUUGGACCAACUUCAUGAUUAUUUUCGCGACACCGACCUUUAUUCUUUGGUCCUUCCAAAGGUGUCUCUUUUUUUUUCUUCUUUCCUUUCUUUAACGCCCAUCGCGCCUUUCUACUUUCGCUUCCCGGCCGUUAAACGUUAGACUUUCGGUGCCGAACAUUAAACGUUAUACUUUGUACGCGUGUAAAGGCCAAUGUACAUAAUUUGUCGGUAAAUCGUUCGCGAGUUAAGCCGAAGGAAAAGGGAAAAGGGAGUACAUGGUAAGGACCGCACGAUCGCGGCGACGCCGAUUGCGGGGAUUAUUUUUUAACGACCCGAUCGAUUGGACGCGUCGAAUGGGGUGUCGAAUUUGGCAGCUAACGAAAGAUGCGAACUCGAGUCGCGAUCGGUAGGCGUUGAGUCCGCCACCGAGACGCCAUUUUGAAUCUUUCUGGGUCGCUUCUCGAGGUGCCGGCGAACGCUUUCGAGGAUGGCGAUAUCAAUUAGUCUCCAUUCGACGUUCGAUCGAGUCUCCUCUGCCCGGCAGUUUUCGCACUUAGUAGCUUUAUUUACCCUUUUCUAACAAAGACGAAUCGCUUGCGAUCACGAGGUGUGGGAACUCGCCAGCCAUCAAGCGGAAUGGAAGACCUGUACAUAUACCGAUUAAGUGAUGCCGCAUAGAGUAAUCUGCACAUAUACAUAUUAUUUUUUAUCGUACGCCUAAGGAACAUUGUAAUACUAUCUCGUUAAUUUAUGGUAAUCCCUACUAUUUGUAUUACACCUUAAUGGAUUGUAUAAAUCUUAAUCUUUAUUAUGUAAGCUCGAA
Orussus abietinus is the source of this 6746-nucleotide messenger RNA. RefSeq names its product protein ECT2 (gene pbl). Gene Ontology annotation, cellular component: cell cortex; nucleus. The transcript has 17 exons. Gene Ontology annotation, molecular function: GTPase activator activity; guanyl-nucleotide exchange factor activity. Gene Ontology annotation, biological process: mitotic cytokinesis; nervous system development; activation of GTPase activity. The coding region runs from base 242 to 4354 and encodes 1370 amino acids. NCBI's taxonomy places the organism in Eukaryota, Metazoa, Arthropoda, Insecta, Hymenoptera, Orussidae. The record is from RefSeq and is a predicted model, not a curated record.